AUGGAAGAAACCAAAGGCAAGUGCAUUGGUAUUGUAAGAGAGCAGAAGAACAAAUGGGAGAGAAGAGUUGCAAUCACUCCUAAAGAAGUUAAGGUCCUUGUUGAGCAAGGCAUCAAAGUUGUAGUGCAGCCUUCCACUAUCAGGUGUUUCACACAGAAAGAGUUUGAGGAUGCUGGAGCUAUCAUUAGUGAAGAUCUAUCAGAGGCUCAAUUAAUUGUUGGAGUUAAGGAGAUCCCAUUGGAUAAGCUAUACCCAGGAAAGACUCACAUGUUCUUCUCGCACACAAUCAAAGCUCAGGAUUAUAACAUGCCUUUGCUUGAUAAAAUGCUUGAAGACAAAAUCAGGCUCAUCGAUUACGAAUGAAUUAAAGAUAAAGGACAAAGAUUAGUAGCUUUUGGAAGAUAUGCCGGAAUCGCUGGGGUCGUUGAUUUCAUGAGAGGAAUUGGAGAAUACCUCCUAGAGAGAAGAUAUCAAUCCUUCUUUGUCAAUGUUGCCUCUACUUACAUGUAUGUUGACCUUGAAGAUAUUAAGGAAUCUAUCACAAAAGUUGGAAAGAAUAUUGCUUCAAAAGGACUUCCCCCAGAGUUUGCUCCAUACGUAUUUGCUGUCUCAGGAGCAGGAAGAGUAGGCAGUGGAGCUUGUGAGAUCUUGGAACUUCUUCCUCAUGAAUAUGUUGACCCUGAUGAUUUGGAUUCUGUCCCAAAGGAUGACAACACUAAGGUCUACAUUACUGUUUUAAAAGAAAAGGAUUUGGCUGAGAAAAUAGAGCCAAACGGAGAGGAGUUCGACCUUCAGCAUUACUAUGAUAACCCAUCAGAGUACAAGCCAAAGUUCAAGAAAUACUAUGACCAAAUCUCCUUCUUAGUAAAUUGUCAAUAUUGGGAUGCCAAGUACGUCAGAAAUAUCUAUGAAAAAGAUCUUUGUGAAGCCAUUGGAACUAAGUUUAUGGGAUUUACAGAUAUUUCUGCAGACUACGAGGGAUCUAUCGAAGUCACAAGAGAAUUCAGCAACAUUGAAGAUCCAUUCAACCUCUACUGUCGGAAGACACAGAAGCUUAAGAGUAGAAUCAGCGACUAUGAAGACGGAGAUAUUCUCUACCAUUGUGUAGAUCACCUUCCUGCAGAAAUGCCUAUCGAGUCAAGUUGAACAUUUGGAGAGAAUCUUUUGCCAUUCUUGCCUGAAUUGCUCAAAUUAGACUCGGAUACAAAAUUCGAAGAUAUUGAGGGUGUAUCAGAUAUCAUGAAGAAUUCUAUUAUUUGCUACAAUGGAGCUCUAACGAAGAACUACAAGUAUAUUGAUCAGCUCAGGAAGUUAAACGAACUACAGAAGAAGGAGGACGAAGAAAUUAAGGAGAUGAAGAGAGAAUCAAAAGGACUCAAAAGAUCUAUCUCGUUCACCUCUUUGUGUAUUAGUGGCCACAUAUUUGAUACUAAGUUCUUCAAUGACACAUUAGAUAUCUUAGAAUCUGCUGAUACAAGUUUCAGAGUUAUGAAUCUAACUUGUGGCCAGAGAGAAGAUGAAGAGUCUUCAGCAACUCUACAGAUUUUCAGUCACGAUAUUCUAAAGCUCAAUAAUGCCUUAGAAAAGCUACAUGAAGCUGCUGAAAGUUUGCCAGUCAAAAUCACAAAGAAUUACGAUAAUGCUGAUUAA
Moneuplotes crassus is the source of this 1650-nucleotide messenger RNA. The record is from the annotation of a GenBank genome assembly. Lineage: Eukaryota; Ciliophora; Spirotrichea; Euplotida; Euplotidae.